Fulmarus glacialis (Northern fulmar) is the source of this 876-nucleotide messenger RNA. RefSeq names its product protein FAM86A-like. The annotation marks the transcript as partial. Lineage: Eukaryota; Metazoa; Chordata; Aves; Procellariiformes; Procellariidae. The transcript has 6 exons. The record is from RefSeq and is a predicted model, not a curated record.
ACUGUUCUGCACCCUCUGUGUGUAAAAUAUCCCCCUUCCACCAAGUACAGAAGAUGCUUUCUAACUGAACUCAUCAAAAAGCAUGAAUCCGCAGCAGCUGAACCCCUGGAUGAACUGUAUGAUACGCUGGCAGGUAUUUUAAACGAAGAAGAAUCCACUCACUGUUACAAAAACUACUUACUGCCCACGGGAGAAUCUGUUACCCUUUCUGAGAGCGUGGCAAUUAUCUCUGGAGGAACGACGGGGCUCGUCACGUGGGAUGCUGCUCUUCAUCUCGCUGAGUGGGCAACAGAGAACUCCACAGUUUUCAGUAACAGGACAGUCUUGGAACUAGGAAGUGGGAUCGGCUUCACUGGAAUUGCAAUCUGUAAAACCUGCAAUCCCAAGACGUACAUAUUUAGUGACUACCACCCCUGUGUUCUCAAACAGCUGACAGAAAACAUCCGUUUGAAUGGCUUUGUCUUGGAGCCUGAAACUACUCGUCACAUCCAAACAGAGCCCCAGGGCCAGGAGGCAGAAGCAACGAAUUGCCAAAAACCAAAACUAAUUGUUGCAGAACUUGACUGGGGCUCAGUUACAGAAAAACAACUGUUGGAUCUUCAACCUGACGUCAUCAUUGCAGCAGAUGUGGUAUAUGAUCCAGAGAUAAUUUUAGCCCUUAUUGGUAUGCUACAAAAACUCUCUACUUUCAGAGCAGGUAGAAAGCCUCCUGAGAUCUACAUUGCUUUCACAAUUCGUAAUCCAGACACGUAUCACCUGUUCCAGGCUGAACUCGAUAAAGUUGGGAUCGGACGGCAGAUUAUCCCAGCCCACAGCAACAGUAUUUUUCUCUAUGACGUGCAGCCAAACGUAACUCUUCUACAGCUAUUUAUAUAG